AUGGACAACGAGAGCGAAACUAGGGUUUUGGCGAUGGGGGAUCAGGAUGCAACCAUGAUGGAUCUUGGAGAAAGGGCUCGACCUCCGGGAGAUCCACCUGAUGGGCAGAGGGUCAGGGUGAGAAACUUGAUGGGGAGCAACUCGGUUGGGAUGCCCCGUCCAGAGGAGGUGUUGGAUGAUGCUUUUGUGACUGAAAGAGUGUGUUUGGAGUUUCCGAAUGGCGAGGAUGGUGAGCCAGUAGUCACGAUAGGAUAUGAAGUCUUAGAGGCGAUGUAUGGUUUGUGGAAAAACUGCAUGAUUGUCAAAAUGUUAAGGCGCAAUGUUUCCGUCUCGGUGUUGAGUAAAAGACUGAGAGAGAUGUGGAAGCCGGUGGGAAAAAUGGCCAUGUUAGAUCUUCCUCGAAACUUCUUUAUGAUCCGUUUUGAUGUUGAAGCCGAGUACAUGGCUGCACUCACAGGUGGGCCUUGGCGAGUGUUUGGAAGUUAUCUUUUGACGCAAGCUUGGACGCCUGAGUCAAUUUUGAUGUCUAUUGCCAAAGGGUUUGGUAAGCCACUUAAAUUUUAUCUUAAUACUUUGAAUGUUGAGAGGGCUCGUUUUGCACGGGUUUGUGUGGAAGUGAACUUGAAGCGGCCUCUGAAAGGUACUGUGAUGGUGAACGGUGAACGGUAUUUUGUCUCUUAUGAAGGUCUAUCUGCCAUUUGCUCUAGGUGUGGGAUGUAUGGGCAUUUGGUUCAUAAUUGA
Molecule: messenger RNA, 741 nt
Organism: Camelina sativa (false flax)
Lineage: Eukaryota; Viridiplantae; Streptophyta; Magnoliopsida; Brassicales; Brassicaceae
Source: RefSeq, a predicted model, not a curated record